Bemisia tabaci is the source of this 1508-nucleotide messenger RNA. It is a transcript of the gene Vps36, whose product is annotated as vacuolar protein sorting 36. The record is from RefSeq and is a predicted model, not a curated record. NCBI's taxonomy places the organism in Eukaryota, Metazoa, Arthropoda, Insecta, Hemiptera, Aleyrodidae. Gene Ontology annotation, molecular function: ubiquitin binding; phosphatidylinositol-3-phosphate binding. Gene Ontology annotation, biological process: protein transport to vacuole involved in ubiquitin-dependent protein catabolic process via the multivesicular body sorting pathway. Gene Ontology annotation, cellular component: ESCRT II complex; late endosome membrane.
CCAUGCAGAGGGUACGAAAUGCGAUCACCAUUCUUUAUCCGCCUUGCAUUAUUAUUACAUAUUCUGCGCUUCUAGCACGUUUGGGAGAACCCUGAAACUUUUCUUCUAUCAUGGAUCGAUUCGAGUUCUCUUCGGGUCGUUUACAACCAGAGGAAUAUCUUGUGAGUAAAUUCAGCAAUGUUCGCCUUUAUGAUGGGGAUGAAAAAACUUCAUUUGAACAUGGUGACGUCUUAUUUACAAAUCUUCGUCUGAUCUGGUGUCGAAACAGUAAUGAUUUUUCUAUUCAACCAGUGCUUUCCUUAUCCUACAGUUUGAUAACCUAUGUACUUAUUGAUGUACAUUCUAGAAAGCUAAAAAAGAAACUCAUUAUCAAUCUAUCAGAUACUUAUAAGCCUUCAAAUCCUGGCCCUGUGUUGACCAGUCCAUUCAACUACGUAAAACUGUCUUUCAAAGAGAAUGUGGACGAAAAUUUUGUUGGAAACUUGGAUGAAGUGAUCAACGAGCAUCACAAGAAUGAAAGUUCGAAAAGUGGGAAUGCUCCUACCAGAAUCAAACUUCGCACUGGCAUUGUCGGAAUAGAACGCAGUAUCCAUGAGAAAAAUAAAGUAACGGAUGAGAGUAUCACUGUAGCUUUCCAAGAUUUAAGUAAAUUAAUGACUAUGGCCAAAGAUAUGGUUGUGAUCUCCAAAACAAUAUCAGACAAAAUUUGUAAUCAUCAAGGUGAAAUAAGUGAAGAUGAAACUGUCAAAUUUAAAUCUUAUUUACUAAGUUUAGGAAUUGAAGAUCCGGUAACACGCAAUAGAGUUCAAAACGAAAACCAAUUCUACGAGAACCUAGCUAAAGAAAUAAGUAAAAUUCUCCUAGGAACAAUCAAAGAAAUCGGUGGAAUGAUGGUGCUCACAGAUGCUUACUGUCGAGUCAAUAGAGCCCGUGGUUUAGAACUUCUAUCGCCUGAUGACUUUCUUAAUGCUAGCAAAUUAAUGGAUCAACUAUCUCUGCCGUUGAAAUUGAGAGUAUUCGAUAGUGGUGUUAUGGUGCUUCAAUUACUGUCUCAUGAUGAUCAAAUUUUAGUGAGGGAAACCGUACUCCUCCUUCGUAAUCACUCUUCUAUGUCGCCUCAAGAACUGUCUACAUUAGUGAAAAUUCCUGUGUCUCUAGCAAAAGAAAGAUUAAUUGUCGCAGAAAAAUUUGGUAGAGCAUGCAGAGAUGAGAGUAUUGAAGGCCUUAGAUUUCAUGUAAACUUUUUUUUAGAAAAUAGAUCCUGAACAAUUCACUACUAAUAUUGUAUGUCCUAAUCUUGGUCGGAAUGAAAUAAAUGAUGGAUAUUUGGUACCAAGAUAAUGUGUUAGGUAUUUUUUCAUCAAUAAACUGAUUGCUCCAAAGUCUAUGCCCUGAAUUGUAAGAAAGUCCAGUUUCCAUUCUCUGUACACUCUCUGAAUUUUCAAUUAUUUCUCAAUUGUUUUCUGUAUUAAUCGCAAAUAUUCUAAUACAAGAAAUGCUUCACACAA